AUGAACGGUACAGAGGGACCGGCAUUCUACGUGCCUAUGUCCAAUGAGACUGGCGUUGUUAGGAGCCCGUACGAUUAUCCCCAGUACUACCUGGUGGCACCAUGGGCGUUUGGUUGCCUGGCCGCUUACAUGUUCUUCCUCAUUCUCACCGGCUUCCCCAUCAAUUUCCUCACUCUGUAUGUCACCCUCGAGCACAAGAAGCUGCGUACACCCCUCAACUACAGUCUGCUGAACCUCGCCGUUGCCGAUCUCUUCAUGGUGUUCGGUGGCUUCACCACAACGAUGUACACCUCGUUGCAUGGCUACUUCGUGUUCGGACGCCUCGGGUGCAACCUCGAAGGCUUCUUCGCGACCCUGGGUGGUGAAAUGGCGCUCUGGUCCAUUGUCACGCUGGCCAUUGAGAGGUGGCUCGUCGUCUGUAAGCCCAUCAGCAACUUCCGCUUCGGAGAGAACCACGCCAUCAUCGGCGUCAUCUUCACAUGGGUCAUGGCCUGCUCCUGCGCCGUGCCUCCCCUGCUCGGCUGGUCCCGUUACAUCCCCGAGGGCAUGCAGUGCUCGUGCGGAGUCGACUACUACACUCGUGCCGAGGGCUACAACAACGAGUCCUUCGUCAUCUACAUGUUCACUGUCCACGCCUGCAUUCCCUUCUGUGUCAUCUUCUUCUGCUACGGUCGUCUCGUCUGCGCCGUCAAAGAUGCCGCUGCCCAGCAGCAGGAGUCCGAGACCACGCAGAGGGCUGAGCGUGAGGUCACCCGCAUGGUCAUCCUCAUGGGCUUCGCCUACUUGGUUUGUUGGCUCCCCUAUGCCAGUACGGCCUGGUACAUCUUCACCCACAAGGGAGCCAAUUUUGGGCCUGUCCUCAUGACAGUACCAGCCUUCUUUGCCAAGACCUCUGCUGUCUACAACCCGGUCAUCUACAUCUGCAUGAACAAGCAGUUCCGUCACUGCAUGAUCACCACCCUGUGCUGCGGCAAGAACCCCUUCGAGGAUGAAGAGGGCGCCUCCACUACUGCGUCCAAGACCGAGGCUUCGUCCGUGUCUUCCAGCUCCGUGUCCCCGGCGUAA
Molecule: messenger RNA, 1065 nt
Organism: Ctenopharyngodon idella (grass carp)
Lineage: Eukaryota; Metazoa; Chordata; Actinopteri; Cypriniformes; Xenocyprididae
Gene: rho
Product: rhodopsin
Exons: 1
Coding region: 1-1065 (354 amino acids)
Biological process (GO): G protein-coupled receptor signaling pathway; phototransduction; visual perception
Cellular component (GO): photoreceptor outer segment; membrane
Molecular function (GO): G protein-coupled receptor activity
Source: RefSeq, a predicted model, not a curated record